Molecule: messenger RNA, 1993 nt
Organism: Uloborus diversus
Lineage: Eukaryota; Metazoa; Arthropoda; Arachnida; Araneae; Uloboridae
Product: zinc finger protein OZF-like
Exons: 3
Coding region: 1-1440 (479 amino acids)
Source: RefSeq, a predicted model, not a curated record
AUGCGUGUCUCAAACAUCCAGAUGUCUCAGUUUUCUUGUUCAGUGUGUGGACAUGUGGCAUCAAGUUCAAAUAGACUGAAAGAGCACCUAAGUAGCCAUACUGGAGUGAAGCAUUUUAAGUGUGAAAUAUGUGGGAAAAAGUUUGCUUGGCGAUAUUCCUUCAAAAGUCACAUGGCUUCUCACAGAGAAGACAAUCCAAAUAAAUGCAGUAUUUGUGGUAAGAAGUAUUGUACAAAAUCAGCUGUAAAAUAUCACAUGAAGCGUAUUCAUGGCAACCCUGAAAAACUGUUCAACUGUGAAAAAUGUGAUAAAAAAUAUGUAACAAAAGCAGAAUUAGAUAGACAUUCUUUUAAACAUUCAAAAGAAAAACCUUUUAUUUGUGAAUUUUGUGGAAAAAUGUACAGGUUUAAAGGAGCAUUAUCUGUCCAUUACAGAAUUCAUUCCGGAGAAAAACCUUAUAAAUGCUCGUAUUGCGAAAAGUCUUUCAUACAUUUAUCAUCAGCAAUAGGUCAUCGAAGGAGGCACACUGGUGAAAUGCCUUUCCAGUGCAAUGAAUGUGGCAAAUUGUUUAAAGUAAAGCGUGCAAUGACUGCCCACAUGGCUGUUCAUAGUGAAAACCGACCAUUUAAAUGCAAUAAGUGUGAAAAAUCGUUCAAAUCUCGCAGUGGUUAUCGAGUGCAUUUAGAUUUUCAUCUUGGCAUUAAAAGACAUACUUGCAAAUACUGUGGUAAGACAUUUAGGGCUUGGUGUAACAUGCAUAAACAUGUUAGAAGACAUCUUGGUGAAAAACCUCAUAAAUGUGACACCUGUGGUAAAACAUUCAUUGAGAAACAAGAACUUAAAAGUCACAUGAAAAGUCAUAAUGAGAAAAUCUCUAAGAAAAUACCACUAGCUCAAAACAUUGUUCCAGAUACCUGUGAAGAUGUUAUUUCUCCAUCUGCAUUAGGUUGUUCUUCACCAGACAUUGAUACUCCUUCUGCAUUUAACGAAGCUCCAAAUCCUAAUGACCUAAUACCAACUCAUAUUGAUUUACCUGACAGUCAAUCAGUAAUGUAUGACUGUAAUCUGCCUAGCUCUCUUGAUAAAUGCCAAGCUGACAAGUGUCAACUUCUGCAAGAUAGUUAUGUUUCGCAGUUUUUAUAUUCUCAGCAUACUCAGGUUCAGUAUCCCGCUCAAUCUAUGCCAGUGCAGAAUAUUUACACUUCUAAUGAUCCAGCUUCAAUGUCUGGCAGAUGUAUGUCAAACAUGAACACAAAUUUUAAUUGUGUGUCAUUAAAUGCUCAAAAUUAUACUUUCCCAUACAAUUUGCCUACUUCAGAUGGAUUGCUUCUGAAAUGUAGACUAUGUCGUAGUUUAUUUCAUUCUACCCUUGUUUUGAGAAGUCAUCUUUUGGAGUAUCAUCGAAUUGAAGAAGAAAAUGUUGAUGAAUUAAUGUCAUGAACAUUUUUCAUAACAUAAUUGUAUUAUUGUACAUAUGUAAUUAUACAUUUCUAAAAUUUUCAUUGUAUAUAAUUUGACUUUAGUGUUUUCUCUGAAUUCUAUUCUGCUGUAUAAAUUUUACCAGUUGAAAGUUUUAUCUUUUAUUUCUUUUGAAUUUUCUGUUAUUUAUUUUGAAAUCUUUUAGCUAAAUGUUAUUAUUGCUCUGUUGUUCAUUAAACUUACUUUACCAUGCUGAAUAUGUUACUUUUAAGUUCAAGACUUGAAAGCUAUGCCUAUGUUUGUUGUGGUUAAUAUCUUUACUAAUAUUAUAAUGCAAAAGCGAGUUUGUUUGAAAUGUUAUCAUGCCUUAACUAUUUAACCAAUCAUCCUGAAAUUUUGCACUCACUUUGUUAGGGGUGUAGAAUAGAACAUAAAGUAGGGUAACGGCACCAAUCACAGAUAUGCUUAAGACAUCGCUCCCAGGUUAACUCAAUUUUCUGAGCCUUUUAAUGCAUUUAGACUUUUAAAACUAUUUUUCUUUCAUGCAACUACAUCUCAUCUAACAUUUGACUGC